Tupaia belangeri chinensis (Chinese tree shrew) is the source of this 2392-nucleotide messenger RNA. It is a transcript of the gene HSF2BP, whose product is annotated as heat shock transcription factor 2 binding protein. Gene Ontology annotation, cellular component: cytosol. The transcript is spliced from 8 exons. Lineage: Eukaryota; Metazoa; Chordata; Mammalia; Scandentia; Tupaiidae. Bases 145 to 1227 code for a protein of 360 amino acids. The record is from RefSeq and is a predicted model, not a curated record.
CGUCUGGCCUAUCCUUGCAGUUAACAAGUUGAAAUGGCCACAAGAGGCAAACCUGAAGCUCGCGGAGCCCACUGCUAGUCUUCAAGGUUGAGGAUGCUGCGCGAACUUGACAAGGUUUGAGCCUCGCGGCUCUCCGUUGCGCCUAUGUGGGAUGUUCCCGCGCUUUCUAGUCACGUAGAAGGCGCCACCGCGCAGGCGCAGAGAGCCAAGGCUGCCUCGGCCAUGGGCGACGUUGGAGGCGCCCAGGAAGCCUGCCGGCACAUGGAUACUAAAGAAGAAUUCGUUAAAGUCAGAAAGAAGGAUCUGGAAAGACUGACAACCGAAGUGAUGCAAAUCCGGGACUUCUUACCCAAAAUAGUAAAUGGGGAGAUACUGGAAAGCUUCCACAAAUUAAAGCUUGUAGAAAAAAACCUGGAAAAAAAACAGCAAGAAUUAGAGCAGCUGAAAAUGGAUUGUGAGCACUUUAAAGCUCGCCUGGAAACUGUGCAAGCUGACAGUGUGAAAGAGAAGAAGGAGAAACUGGCCCUUCGACAGCAGCUGAAUGAAGCGAGGCAGCAACUCCUGCAGCAGGCAGAGUAUUGCACAGAGAUGGGAGCUGCAGCCUGCACCCUUCUGUGGGGCGUCUCUAGCAGCGAGGAGGUAGUCAAGGCCAUUUUGGGAGGAGAUAAAGCUUUGAAGUUUUUCACCAUCACUGGUCAGACAAUGGAGAGUUUUGUGAAGUCACUGGAUGGGAAUGUCAAGGAGGUAGAUUCUGAUGAAAAUCAGUUUGUUUUUGCUUUGGCUGGAAUUGUAACAAAUGUAGCUGCGAUAGCAUGUGGUCGUGAAUUCUUGGUUAAUUCAAGCCGGGUGCUCUUGGACACCAUCUUACAGCUUCUGGGAGACUUGAAGCCAGGACAGUGUACCAAGCUCAAAGUGUUAAUGCUGAUGUCCCUGUACAAUGUAAGCAUCAAUUUGAAAGGCUUGAAAUACAUCAGUGAGAGUCCAGGAUUCAUCCCUUUGCUGUGGUGGCUUUUGAGUGAUCCAGAUGCAGAAGUAUGUCUUCAUGUACUACGGCUUGUCCAGUCUGUGGUUCUGGAACCAGAAGUCUUCUCCAAAUCAGCCUCUGAGUUCCGGAGCUCCCUGCCCCUGCAGCGCAUCCUGGCCAUGUCCAAGAGCCGCAAUCCCCACCUAAAGACUGCAGCCCAAGAGCUCCUGGAAGACCUCCGUGCCCUGGAUCACAAUGUGUAGGUGCACAGCCUCCGAGGGGUUUGGUGAAGAUACCAGUAUCUCUUCCCCUCUCCAGAUCCCUCACUUUGUAAUCUAGAACCAUUGCCAUGCACCAUGUGGUAGAGAUGGCAAAUUGUGAUUGACUAGAGAUGGGUAUGAAUUUGUUUGUAUCCCACAUAACUUCUUCCUGGAAGUGAAAGUGCUGGUGAGUGGUUGGUUAAUCUCGCAUGGGGAGGCUGAGCAGAGUCUGUCCUCUGGAAAACCCUGUGUCCAUGCUACCUGAAGAGAGGUCAUCUUAAAGCAGCUUUUUACUGUUUAGUUGCUUAUGACCGGUAGGGUCACCAUAAAAAUGGGAGAUUAACCACCCACUCCCUUGGUCAGCAUUUUCCCGAGUUACAUUUCCUUGAAAAACAAUUCAUUCCCUCUCUAGUAAUUGCAAUUAAAUUCCCCAAAAUGCAAGUUUACCUUUAUAAUCUUCUGGUGGAUCUGCUAUUUCAGAUGACAUUGGCUAUUAGUUGUAUAUUUUUUGUCCUUUUAUUUUUGAAUAAAGAAAGUCAGAGGAGUUGAUGUAUUACAUUGUUAUAUUGCUUUCUCAAAUAUAAACUUGAUACUGGAAAGUUGACCUCCUUUGUAUUUUAAAAUGCAUAUACUUAGUUGGUAGAAAAAACUCAUCUUUGCUAUCAUUCAAAAGUCCAAUUUUUCCUAUAACAGAUAUUAAAAUGGCCUCAUGUCUUAGAACACAUGCUGUUAGUUGAAAGUAUGAAAUGGUAGCUCCAUCUCCCUUCUUAGACAUGGAUGUGUGCGCAUACCAGGGACCCCAUGUAUGUCUGUCUUCUCUGUUUACUCAUCAAACCAUCCAGCUGAGAUUCUUGGCCACUGGCAGAGAACACAGGAGAAUCCACCAUGGUGUGUGAUUGUGAGUUGCUGCUUAAGUUGAGCCUUGAAGUUGCAUUAGGGAACAUAUCCAUUCCUUUUCUGGGGCUGCUUUCUUUAAUGUGAUGCUGCAGGGUCAUUGUGCUCUGGACAGUGCUUUAUAAGAGCAGAAACAAACAUAAGUGUGCCCUUACAGCAGCCUGAUGUAUGCAUAUGAGCUGUUUGUACUGUGUGUGGCAUUUUAAAUAACUCCAUUUAUUUUUAUUUAUUUACUUUUUUGAGAGGUUUUUGCUAUAGGGUGCGUGCGCUUGCC